UAAUGGGUGAGCGGUGCGGUUCCGGAGCAGGAAACUCCCGUUCCCGUCUCCACCAAACCGGGAAGACGGCCCCUCGCAUUGGCAGGGUUCCCGGAGAGGGGGGGUGCUUGCAUUUCUAUUGGGGGCACUGAGCUGCAGGGCGCAUGUGUAUCCGACAUCUUUUUAAGGGGCAACGUUUGCAAUGACAAUGGAGACGACUUGUCUAUCAAGCUGCAUGAGCCUUUCACACCCAAUGUCGUAUCGAUGAGGCAGAGCAGCGGCGCGAAAAGGAAGCUGUCUGGAUCCCAGUUACCCAUGAGACGCCCUGCCCCAUAUGUCCAAUGACUGCGAGGAGAUAUCAUCCUGGAAUCGAGGGACUCCUGACCCAAAAAGGAGCAGUGUUUAAGGUUCUUGUGAGCAGUAUGCUGGAGAUAGCAUGAAUGGUCAUCCUGCUGUGGGAGAAGGGGAUGCUAUGAACAUUUAUCCUGGAUUGACAGUGAUAAAUUUUGAAAACUACUUUGACGGGGGUUGGAAGGGGAGGAUUUACGCACAGUAAACUCAAACCAAGAGAAAUGUUUGUCUCCGCUGAAUUUCAAUCCUGGAAUGACAGUGAUGAUUCUUUUUUGUAAAUUUCUUUUACAGAAUGUUUGAGGAUGGUUUGUUGUUUACAGGGCAUUAGAAAAGGAAACCUGAACCAAAUGUCAUAUAAGGCUCUGACGGAGUCUCCCCAGUGUACCAUAACCUGAAUAUCUUCAGAUUUUGAAAAUGGAAAGAAAAAAUGCCAUUCACAGUGGAGAGAAAAUGUGCACGUGUUCUAAGAGUGAACGAGGUUUUUGCCGAUCAUCUGGCCUGUUGCAACAUAAAUGUAGCAAUAGAGGGAUGAAGUCAUGGAAAUGUGGGGACUGUGGGAAGCGAUACCAAGCUCCAUCUGAGCUGGAAGCUCAUUGGCGCAGUCACACUGGGGAGAGGCCAUUCAUCCGCUCCAAAUGCAGAAAGGGAUUCACUCAGUCGUCCAGUCUGCUGCUACACCAAUGCAUUCACUCGAGAGAGAGAAGCAGUUCACCUGCUGCAAGUGUGGGAGGGGAUUCACUCAGUCAUCCCACCUGUUGAGGCACCAGCGAGUUCACACUAAUGACAGACCUUUCAAAUGUCCAGACUGUGAGAAGUGCUUCAGGAGUUCAGAGGAACUGAUGUCCCAUCAACACGUUCACAUCGAAGAGAAACGAUUCAGGUGCUCUCACUGCGGAAUCAGGUUCAGACAGUUGUCUGGCCUCAGUAAACACCAGCGGGCUCACACUGGGGAGAGGCCAUUCACCUGCUCUGACUGUGGGAAGGGAUUCACUCAGUUAUCCCACCUGCAGUCACACCAGCGGGUUCACACCGGGGAGAAGCCGUUCGUCUGCUCCGUGUGUGGAAAUGGAUUCAUUUAGUCAUCCACUCUGCUAAUACACCAGCUCAUUCACACAGGGUUGGGACUGUUCACCUGCUUCGUGUGGGAAGGCAUUCACAUGUUCACCUGCUCUGCUGAAACACCAGCGAGUUCAUGAAUAACCACAGAGUUUAAUUUUGCUGGUGAUCACAUCCAUAACUGAAACAUGUUGCAUUGAAACUUAGAAAAUAGUAGCAGGAAUAGGCCAUCUGGUCCUGUGAGCCUCCUCUGCCAUUCAGUAUGAUCAUGGCUGAUCAUCCAACUCUGUACCCUGUUCCGACUCUCUCCCUGUAUCCUUUGAUCCCUUUAGCCCUCAGAACUAUUUCCAGCUCCUUCUUGAAAUCAUGCAAUUUUGGCCUCAACUGAUUUCUGUGGCAGAGAAUUUCACAUGUUCAUCCCCUCUCUGGGUGAAGAAAUUUUUGUUUAUCUCAGUCCUAAAUGGCCUACCCCAUAUCCUUAUAUUGUGAUUCCUGGUUCUGAAUCUCCAGGCAUUGAGAACAUUCUACCUGCGUUUUACCCGGUCUAGUCCUGUUGGGAUUUUAGAGAUUUCUGUGAGAUCUCCCCUCUUCUUUCUGAACUCUGAUUGAUAUAGUCCUAACUGAUCCAGUCUCUCUUCACACCAUCAGUUUUGCUAUCACAGGAAUCAGCCUGGUACAUCGUUGUUGCGUUCCCUCUGUAGCCAGAACAUCCUUCCUCAGAUAUGGAGACCAAAACUGCACGCAAUGCUCCAGAUAUGGUCUCACCAAGGCCCUAUACAAUUGCAGUGAGACAUAGAGUCAUACAGCAUGGAAACAGACCCUUCAGUCCAACUAGUCCAUGCCGACCAUGUUCCCAAACUAAACUAGUCUCACUAGCCUGCAUUUGGUUCAUAUCUCUGUAACCUUUCCUAUUCAUGUACUUAUGUAUUCAAAUGUCUUUUAAAUGUUAGAGGAGUACCUGCAUUCACCACUUCCUCUUGGCGUCCAUUCCACAUAUAAACCACUCCGUGUAAAAAAUGUUACCUCCCCAAAAUCUUUUCUAAAACUUUCCCCAUCUCACUUUAAAAAUAUGCCCCUUAGUUUUGAACUCCAUCAUCCUAGGGAAAAGAACCUUGCUAUUCACCUUACCUAUGCCCCUCAUGAUUUUAUAAACCUCUAUAAAGUCACCCCUCAACCUCCUACACUUCAGUGCAUAAAGUCCCAGCCUCUCCCCAUAACUCAAACCCUCCAUUCCUGGCAACAUCCUGGUAAAUUGUUUCUUGAACCCUCCAAUUUAAUAAUAUCUUUCCUAUAACAGGGCGACCAGAACUGCACAAAAUACUCCAGAAGAGGCCUUACUGACAUCCUGUAGAACCUCAACAAUUUCUAUACUAAAAGGUCUGAGCAUGCUAAAUACCUUCUUAACUACCCUGUCUUCCUGUGACGCAAAUUUCAAAGAAGUAUGUACCUGAACCCCUCGAUCGCUCUUUCUCAAAACUAGCCAAGGCCUUACCAUUAAUUGUACCAGUCUGUCCUGCCUUUGUUUGUUUUACCAAAAUGCAAUAUCUCACAUUUAUCCAAAUUAAACUCCUUCUGCCACUCCUCAGCCCAUUGACUGAAUCAAGAUCUCUUUGUCAUCUUAUCCCCGCUCCUGGACUUGAAUCCUCAUGCUGUGAAGGCCAAUAUACCAUGUGCCUUCUUCGACGCCUGCCCCGAUUGCUUACUUUCGAUGAUUGGUAUACAAGGACAUCCAGGUCUCAUUGCACCUCCCCAAUGUAUCACCAAUCAGAUAAUAAUCUGCCUUUGUGCUUUUGCUACAAAAAUAGUUAACCUCCCAUUUAUCCACAUUAUAAUGCAUUUACCCACGCACUCAUCUUGUCCAGAUCAUACUGAAGCAUCUUCUGCAGUCUGGUCACGGCUUACCCUUCCACCCAACUUUGUGUUGUCUGCAAACUUGGAGAUAUUAGUUCCCUCAUCUGAAUCAUUAACGUAUCUAUCAUAUAUAUGUUCUGGAAGCAGUCCAUUUGGCCCAUCGAGUCCAUACCAACCUUUCAAACAGCAUCACAUCUAAAACCACCCUGCUGCUGUAUCCCAGUAACCCUGCAUAUCCCAUGGCUAAUCCAACUAACCUUCACAUCCCUGGACACUAUGGACAAUUUAGCACUGUCAAUCCACCUAACUCCCACAUGUUUGGAUUGUGGGAGGAAACCAACACAGAUACAGGGAGAAUGUGCAAACUCCACACAAACAGUCACUUGAGUCUGGAAUCGAACCAAGGUCCCUGGUGCUGUGGGGCAGCAGUGCUAAUCACUGAGCCAUCUUGCUGCUGUAAUAUAUUCUGAAUAGUUGGUAUCCAAGCACCUAUCCCUAUCAUACCCCACUAGUCAAAGGGUGCCAUUUGGAAAAGACCCAUUUAUUCCUACUGUUUAUUUCCUUUCUGCCAACCAGGUCUCUAUCCAUGACCAUACCCAUGCACUUUAAUCUCGUAUGUGCAACCUCAUCAAGAACUUUCUGAAAGUCCAGGUAAACUACAUCCAUUGGCUGCCCUAUCAACACUACGAGUUACACUAUCAAAAAAUUCCAGUCGAUUUGUCAGGCAUGAUUUCCCUUUCAUAAAUCCAAGCCGGCUCUGUCCAAUUCGGUCACUAUUUUGUAAGUGUUCUGCUGUUAAAUAUUUUAUGAUGGAUUUUAGUAUUUUCCUAAUGAUGUCGGGCUAACAGGUCUAUAAUUUCCUGUUUUCUCUCUACCUCCUUUUUUAAACAGUGAGGUUACAUUAGCUACCCUCUAAUCCAUAGGAACUGUACUGGAGUCUGUGAAAGAUGACCACCAAUGCAUCCCUUAUUUCUUUAAGAAUUCUGGAAUGUAAAUUAUUGAGCCCAGCAUAUUUAUCAGCCUUUAAUCCAUCAGUUUCCCCAACAUUUCCUUUCCAGUGCUGAUUUCCUUCGGUUCCUCCUUCUCACUAGACUCUAAGUCCUCCAACAUUUUUAUUCAGUUUGUGUCCUCCUUUGUGAAGGAAUAACCAAAAUAUGACUUUAAUUGGCCUGCCAUCUCUUUGUUCCUCAUUCUCAUUUUAAAGGACUGACAUUUGUCUUCAAUAAUCUUUUGCUCUUCAUUUGCAUAUGGAAGCUAUUACAAUGAGUUUGAAUGUACCCUGCGAGCUGACUCUCACACUCCCCUUAAUCAAUCGCUUUGUCUCCCUUGACUGAAAUCUAAACUGCUCCCAAACCUCAGGUCUACUGCUUUUUUUUUGGGCUAAUUUGUAUGCCCUUCCUUGGGUCUAGUACUUGACUGAAUCGAAUUAUUGAAUUGAACUUGCUUUAUUGUCACGUGUACUUAUAUGAGUACUGUGAAAAGUUUACAAGUCGCCACUUACGGUGCCAUCUUAGAUACAAAGGUACGAAGGUACACGUUCUUGAGUACAAAUUCUCAGGGGAAAAAAAUAGAAAAAUAAAGAAAUAAAAAGUCCAGCAUUACAGGCCUUAAAAAGUACAAAAUCAUUGCAAUAAUUUAGUAAAAUAAAGAAAUAAGAAGUUCUGAAUAACAGUCCUUCCACAAUAAUGUAAUAUAGUAUCAUAUAAUAGGAUAUUAUACUAUCCCUAAUUUCCCUUGUUAGCCAGGGUCGGGCCACCUUUCCCAUUUCAUUUUUGAGAAAUGAACAGUUGUUGCAAUUGAUCCAUACAUUCUUUAAAAUGUUUGCCAUUGCCUAUCCACUGUCAUCCCUUUCAGUCAUGUUCGUCAAUUCAUCAUAGCCAACUUAGUACCAUCAUAGUUUCCAUUAUUUAGAUUUGGGACGCUGGUCUCAGAAUCAACUACGUCAAUCUCUAUCUUAGUGAAGAAUUCUAUCACACUAUGGCUACUUCCCCACAGCUAGGUUGCCAAUUAUUCCUUUCUCAUUAUGCAAUAUCCAGUCUAGGAUGGCCUAUCCAUGGUUGGUUCCUCAAUGUAUUGAUCCAGAAAGCCAUCUCGUACACACUCCAGGAAUUCCUCUUCUAUGGCAUUUGGCAAAUCAAAUCGGGAACAAUCUGUAUGCAGAUUAAAGUCGCCCAGAAUUACAGCUAUAUCUUUACCGCUUGUGGUUUUGAUUUCCUGUUUAAUCCCUUUCCCAAGAAUACCACUACAGUUUGGGGGUCCAUAUGUGCUCCGAUUAUUGUUUUCUGGCCCUUGGUGUUUCUAAGCUUUAGCCAUGCAAGUCCAACUUCACUGGAAUGAAUAUCCUCCCUCAGUAUUGUGUCAAUGUGCAACUUAACCAACAAUGCUACCCCAGCUUCUUUUCCUCUUUGUCUGUCCUUCCUAAAAACUGAAUACCCCCCAGAUAUUCAGUUCCUGCACACUCUGUAUCCAUGUCUCGAUAAUCGUAACUUUAUAAUACCCCAUUUAUAUUUUUUUGCGCAAAUAAAUCAGGUUUGUUAUCUGCUGAG
This is a messenger RNA of Rhincodon typus (whale shark), 5783 nucleotides long. Its product is annotated as zinc finger protein 664-like. The transcript has a single exon. Bases 966 to 1409 code for a protein of 147 amino acids. The record is from RefSeq and is a predicted model, not a curated record. NCBI's taxonomy places the organism in Eukaryota, Metazoa, Chordata, Chondrichthyes, Orectolobiformes, Rhincodontidae.